Messenger RNA from Staurois parvus, 314 nucleotides. NCBI's taxonomy places the organism in Eukaryota, Metazoa, Chordata, Amphibia, Anura, Ranidae. The record is from the annotation of a GenBank genome assembly.
UAAUGAGGAAUUUGAGGUGUGAAUGGUCAUUAACAUAUCUUUUGUUUCCAAGGGUGGGGAGAGGUCUGAGGUGUGGAUGGUCAUUUACAAUGUGUGACAAGCUUGGUAGGAACAUCCUGUGUUCAGUGUUUUGUCCAUCUGAGCACCUUCAAAACUCUUUCAUGCAUUUUUCAUGAUAAAAAAAGGCUCUGGACAGCAUUGGGAAUUGGAAGAGUUAAAAAAAAAAAAGCAAACGCUUAUAAACGUGAUUUGUCAGCGUUUACAAGCGUUUCGCACGCUGAUAAAAUCGGCAUCUGAACGCAAGUUUGUUGCAU